Messenger RNA from Fomitopsis serialis, 601 nucleotides. RefSeq lists its product as uncharacterized. The record is from RefSeq and is a predicted model, not a curated record. The transcript has a single exon. The coding region runs from base 309 to 572 and encodes 87 amino acids. Lineage: Eukaryota; Fungi; Basidiomycota; Agaricomycetes; Polyporales; Fomitopsidaceae.
CAACUCCCUCGUCUUCUUCAACUCCCUCGUUUUCUUCAACUCCCUCGUCUUCUUCAACACCCUCGUCUUCUUCAACUCCUUCGUCUUCUUCAACUCCUUCGUCUUCUUCAACUCCCUCGUCUUCUUCAUCUUUACCGACGUCCUUCCAAACGUCUAAGUCCCCGCUGCUUCCAUACAAUUUCUCGUCGCCUCCGCAAUCAACAUCCUCCCCCUCGUCUUCCCUCAGUAGUGGCCUAUCAAGCACGGGGCAGUCGUCAUAUGUUUCCCAUUCAUCCCCCGCAGUUUCGACGAAGACGACAUCGACGCCGAUGUCAAGCACGGCGUCAACAUCCUCCGCUACACUCACAUAUCCGUCGGGGACAUCUACAGGGAACCAUCGGGCCAUGCCCAAUUCAGAGAUUGCUGGCCUCGCCGUGGGGAUCGCUGUUUCGGCAUUGCUGGCUGUUGCGAUGGCUUGGUAUCUCAUACAGCACUGGAGACGUAUGCAGGCUGUGCCAACGCAAGACUCGGAAGUAUUGCCUCCCGAGGAUCCCGAGGGUGAGACCCCUAUGCUCAGAAAAAUUAUUGACUGACGUUCGUUGCACAGAAAUGAACGAGGACA